GCCAUGGCCCACCGGGCGAGAAACCCAUCGUUGCGGUGGUACGAGGGCGACAAGAGUUCGGUCCCCGUGCGUUGGGACAUCGCUCUCUGUUGGCAGUACCCGACUCCGCAAAGAUGAGAGACCGGAUGAAUCGUUUGAAGAGCCGGCAGUGGUUCCGCCCAGUGGCGCCCAUGAUCGCCGACGAGGCGCUCCCUGAGGUCUUCGGGCGCGAGGUGAAGUCGCCGUAUAUGUCGAUGGCUCCACGCGUCUUGAAGGAUGUCCUGGAACGCUUCCCUGCUUUAUCACACUUGGAUGGUACUGCACGGCAUCAAUCAGUAGGUGAAGCCGAUGAGCCAUGGAUCCAUCAGUUGCUACUGGCAGUGGCCAAGCAUACCGGCCUGGCGGCGCUGAUCAACACCAGCUUCAAUGCGCGGGGGCAGCCCAUAGCCAACAGCAUCAAGGAGUGCUUGAAGAUGUUGACCGAACUGCCUGACCUGGAUUAUGUGCUGAUCGAAGAUUGGUUGUUUCAAUCACCUGGUGAUGGCGCCAUGGCUGGCGCCUUGUGACAGUCUCUAGCAUCAGAAAUUGCCAGCUGUCUACCAUAGCGUGCCCGGGGCAGGUACGGUAUUGAUAUGAUCACCUCAAAAUGGGACUGGGCAAUGUGAUAGCUGGCUGGUUAAAUGGGUAUUUGGGUAUGUGUCAU
Messenger RNA from Cladocopium goreaui, 682 nucleotides. The record is from the annotation of a GenBank genome assembly. NCBI's taxonomy places the organism in Eukaryota, Dinophyceae, Suessiales, Symbiodiniaceae.